AUGCAUUUCGUCAUCUUUCGGAAAUUGAACCGUCAUCUUCUGAUCCAUAAGCACUUAGAGAAAGUUCGGAAGUUGGAGCCGCCGAAGGCGGGAAAACUGGCGAGCUUCGUUCCGUUCGGGACUGCAGUGGAGCAGCUUUGUGAGCACAUGAAAGCAGCCGAACUGAAACAGCAUCUUGUAAAUCCACUACUGAUCCAGGAUCUAGUGGACAAAUUCCCAGACAACGAGAAACGUGAGUGGGUGCGCUACAAAAGCGGCAAAAAGCGGGUGACACUACGAAUUUUCUCCAAUUUUAUUUCGGAGAUUGUUUCCGAUGCCUGUGAGGCUAACGUGUGCCUGGAUUACAAGCUGCUGAGCAAACCCGUUGCGGAAGUUCAACCUGGAAAAGGGACGAAGGAGAAAGGUGCAGUUUACAGUCAUCGCGAAGGUUCGAGUGGGGUCGACAACGAAGAGCGACGGAAGCAAAAGCCGUGCGAGCGUACGGAUCACCGACUGCGAUACUGCGAAGACUUCAAGAAGCUACCGUAUGUCGACCGGAUGAAAAUAGUGGAUCGUUUCAAGCUGUGCCUCAAUGCGCACGGAACAGCCCAAUGCAAGUUUAAACUGCGGUGCAACGUCGGCGAGUGCAGAGAAGCCCACAACACUCUCCUACAUCCGGUGCAGCGGGUAGUCAGCGCUCAUAUCCGGGCCGACAGUUUGACAUUGUUUCGGAUGAUUCCUGUGAACCUUCACUGCGGCGAACGGACGGUUACAGUUCUAGUGUUCCUGGACGAAGGAGCAUCAGUGACGUUAAUGGAGAAAAGCCUGGUAGAUCGACUGGGAGCUGUCGGCAUCGCGAAGAAGCUAACGAUUAAGUGGACGGCCGAUAUCGCACGAUUGGAGGAGUCCCGGCGGUUGAAUCUUUGGGCGUCGGCGUUAGGUGCGGAUGAAAAACUGUUGCUGAAAACCGUUCGUACGGUUGGGAAACUAAUGCUGCCCCAACAAAAGCUGAACGCUGAAGAACUGUCGGACCAGUACGCCUACAUGCGCGGACUACCGAUCGCGUCGUACAACGGACGGCCGGAAAUGCUUAUCGGGUUGAACAACAUCCACACGUUCGCCCCGAUUGAAGCGAAGAUUGGCUCCGUAGCAGAUCCGAUUGCAGUGCGAUGUAAACUCGGCUGGACUGUCUACGGGCCGAGGCAAGCAAACGCAGUUGAAGCAAGUGGAGCUUACCUAGGCGUUAACCGUAAAAUCACUAACGAAAGUCUGCACGACCUUCUAAAAACCCAUUACGCUUUGGAAGAAUCGGUGCCAUCCGAUGGCCUUGAAGAGGUUGAAGCAGUUAGAAAAGAAGCUGGAAAAGGACCCGGAGCUACGCCAAAACGUUGCCGACAGAUCGACGAGUACCAUGAAAAGGGGUACCCGCACUUGGCGACGGCAGAGGAACUCGCCAAAACGGAACCAGGUAAGGUAUGGUAUCUUCCUUUAAAUGUCGUCCAGAACCCUAAGAAGCCAGAGAAGGUGCGGCUCAUUUGGGAUGCUGCCGCCGACGUACAAGGUGUCUCCCUCAACUCCAAAUUGUUGAAGGGACCCGACAUGCUUGUUCCCCUGAUGUCCGUCUUAGUCGGUUUCCGAGAGCGUAGAAUCGCCUUUGGCGGUGACGUACGUCAGAUGUAUCAUCAGCUCCAGAUGAUCGCUCAAGAUAAGCGCUUUCUACGGUUCCUCUUUCGCAAAAACGUUCAAGAUCCUCCAAGUGUCUAUGUAAUGGACGUUGCCACGUUUGGGUCGACAAGUUCUCCUUGUUCGGCCCAAUUUGUGAAGAAUCGCAACGCGGAGGAGUUCGCCGGACAGUAUCCGGAAGCGGCAGCAGCAAUAAUACAUCGCCAUUAUGUCGACAACAAUCGAGCUGCAUUUGAGGGAGUAGUGCGAUGCAGUCUGGUUAUGUCUCUGUCCAAAGUAGCCCCGCUGAAACGCCAGUCGGUUCCCCGACUGGAGCUGAUGGCCGCCGUCGGUGCGCGGUUGAGCGAAUCCAUCCUGACAACGCACACGUUCAAAAUCGACCAGUGCGUUUUCUGGACAGACUCUAAGACCGUGUGCAGUUGGAUCCGCUCUGAUCAGCACAAAUUCAAGCAGUUUGUUGCGUUCAGGAUCGGAGAAAUUCUGGAACUGACACGAGCGAUGGAUUGGCGGUGGAUUUCAGCGAAGCUCAACAUUGCCGACGUCCUGACCAAAUGGAGUCGGAAUCCGAUACUACAGAGCAACAGUGAGUGGUUCACCGGUCCAUCAUUCCUGCACCAGUCCGAAGAUCAAUGGCCAUCUACCGAUACGCAGAUUGGUGACACUACCGAGGAACAUAUGGAUUGCGAUCGCAAAAAGAAUGGUAGGCGGAUCAUCACGACGAAGGCGACAGAAAAGCAACGGCUGCUGAUCAAAGCUCAGUACUCUUCGGUCCACAAGCCUCUUAGCCAGGAGGAAUUCCAGAAGACCGAGAUCGUUCUGUGGAAACAAGCGCAGUUCGACGGUUUUCCAGACGAGAUGAGUGUGUUGACGACGAACUUGACACUGAAGCCAGGGCAGCAACCCGAAAGGAUAGCGAGAUCUAGCAGCAUCUAUAAGCUAACACCGGUCCUAGAUCAGGACGGAAUUCUACGGAUGGGCGGCCGAAUGGAGACGUCGACCGACAUGCCGUUCGAUAAGAGAUUUCCUAUCAUCCUUCCUCGAAAGCUCGGGCUGACGGGAAAGCUAAUUCAAGUUUACCACGAGAAAUUCGGACAUGCCAUUCGGGAGACCGUGGUGAAUGAGCUUCGCCAGCGGUUCUGGAUCCCGAACAUCCGAAGUACAGUUUUCCAAGUAACGCGACAGUGCAUUUGGUGCAAAUUGCAUCGCUGUCUUCCAGUAGUUCCACGGAUGAGUCCGCUUUCGAUCCAGCGGGUAACAAUAUACCUUCGGCCAUUUAGCGUGGUGGGCAUAGACUAUUUGGGUCCCAUCGAAGUGACCGUCCGCCGGAAGAAGAUGAAAAGAUGA
Molecule: messenger RNA, 3006 nt
Organism: Sabethes cyaneus
Lineage: Eukaryota; Metazoa; Arthropoda; Insecta; Diptera; Culicidae
Exons: 4
Coding region: 1-3006 (1001 amino acids)
Source: RefSeq, a predicted model, not a curated record